Periophthalmus magnuspinnatus is the source of this 2328-nucleotide messenger RNA. RefSeq names its product sodium-dependent neutral amino acid transporter B(0)AT1-like. The record is from RefSeq and is a predicted model, not a curated record. NCBI's taxonomy places the organism in Eukaryota, Metazoa, Chordata, Actinopteri, Gobiiformes, Gobiidae. Gene Ontology annotation, cellular component: membrane. The transcript is spliced from 12 exons. Gene Ontology annotation, biological process: sodium ion transmembrane transport. The coding region runs from base 242 to 2143 and encodes 633 amino acids.
CAUCGCAUCCGCUGACACUUGCUGACUUCACACAAUAUAGCACAGACUUUAAUAAGCUACUGAUAAGUGAGGUUUAGGUGCCAGGGGUCAAAGUAAAUGUUUCAGAGCUGGAAGACACAAGGACAGAAGCCGACGGGAGAAUCAGUAACAGCCGACACGGGCAUGAAACAAGGACCAUAACACAAGACCAACCCGAUAUAUAGAUUUUCUUUCUUUUUAAUUUAAAUUCAGUUAAGAAACGAUGAAGUUAAAGCUACCGAAUCCCGGUUUGGACAGGAGGAUUCCCAGUCAUGCGGACCUGGAGAGGAUGGAGACGGAAGAGGCUGGAGACAGGCCCAAGUGGGACAACAAGGCCCAGUACCUGCUCACCUGUGUGGGAUUCUGCGUGGGGCUGGGGAACGUCUGGAGGUUCCCGUAUUUAUGCCAGAGCCACGGAGGAGGUGCCUUCAUGAUCCCGUUCCUAAUUCUUCUGGUUCUGGAGGGCAUCCCGCUGCUGUACCUGGAGUUCGCGAUUGGUCAGAGACUCAGAAAGGGCAGCGUGGGGGUGUGGAGGUCCAUAAACCCUUAUCUCACUGGAGUGGGAAUUGCCUCUCUGAUGGUGUCUUUCUUGGUGGGGAUGUAUUACAACACCAUCAUGGCGUGGAUCAUGUGGUACCUCUUCAACUCGUUCCAAAGCCCGCUGCCUUGGAGUCAAUGUCCCCUUAACGCCAACAAAACUGGUCUGGUGGAUGAGUGCGCCCGUAGCAGCACAGUGGACUACUUCUGGUACAGGGAGACUUUGAACACAUCUACAGGCAUUGAGGACGCUGGGGGGCUUCAGUGGUGGAUGGUGUGCGCCCUGGUAGCUGCCUGGACACUGCUGUAUGUCUGCACCAUCCGAGGAAUUGAGACCACGGGAAAGGCUGUGUACAUCACGUCCACCCUUCCCUAUCUGGUCCUCACCAUCUUCCUCAUCAGAGGCCUCACCCUCAAAGGCUCGGUAGAAGGAAUCAAGUUCCUCUUCACGCCAGAUGUGAAUGAACUCAUGAAUCCAACGACAUGGCUGGACGCAGGAGCUCAGGUGUUCUACUCGUUCUCCUUGGCCUUUGGAGGUCUCAUCUCCUUCUCCAGCUACAACUCUGUUCACAACAACUGCGAACAAGACGCAGUUCUGAUCUCCAUCAUCAACGGCUGUACGUCGGUGUACUCGGCCACCGUGAUCUACUCCAUCAUCGGGUUCAGGGCCACACAGAACUUCGACGACUGCAUGUCAGACAAUAUACUGAAGCUGAUGAAUGCCUUUAAUUUGCCGGAGAACAACAUCACUGACAUCAACUACGACCAGUCCCUGACCCUCCUCAAUCAGACCAACCCCGCUUUAGUCGACAGCUUGAACCUAGAAACUUGUGACAUGAAGUUUUUCCUCAGCCAGGGAGUGGAGGGAACAGGCCUGGCCUUUAUAGUGUUUACAGAAGCCAUCAUCCGAAUGCCCAUUUCUCCCAUGUGGGCCGUGUUGUUCUUCGUCAUGCUGUUUUGCCUCGGUCUGUCCACUAUGUUUGGAAACAUUGAGGGAGUGGUGGUCCCUCUGCAGGACCUCAACGUUCUGCCCAAAAGCUGGCCGAAAGAAGUCUUUUGUGCUCUGACCUGCCUCAUCUCGUUUGCACUCGGACUCAUUUUCGCUCUACGCUCUGGAAACUACUGGCUGGCCCUGUUUGAUAAUUACGCUGGAUCUAUCCCUCUGCUGGUCAUCGGCUUCUGUGAAAUGAUCGCAGUUAUCUACAUCUACGGAAUAGACCGAUUCAAUAAGGACAUUGAGUUUAUGAUCGGCCACAAGCCCAACAUUUUCUGGCAGAUCGCAUGGAGAGUGGUCAGCCCCCUCAUCAUGGUCUUCAUCCUCAUCUUCUACUUUGUCACGCAAGUCUCCAAAAGCGUCACGUAUCUGGUGUGGGAUACGGCUUCGGAGACGUUCCCGACGCUAGAAAAACAGCCCUAUCCGACGUUUGUCUACGCCAUCAUAUUCAUCCUGGCCGGCAUUCCCAGUUUAAGCAUUCCGGCUUUUGCACUUUACAAGUUUAUCCAGAGGAGAUGCUGCAAACACAAGGAUAACUACAGCGACUCCGUGGACUCGAUCUCGGCUAAAGUGGAGAUGAACGGGAAAGCCUGAACCCAAGGCUAACUGUACCUGAGUAAGAUGAACGGACGAUGUCGUUUGUGUAUUCUGCUGCUCAUUUCUUCCAUUAUAUGUACUAUAACUUUUAUGACGUACAGUAAUUGCCUUGUUAUUAUUGUAUAUUGUGUAAUUUAAUCCUGAUUUAGCGAAAGUAGAUGCAUGUCUGUUUUGUAACUUUA